This is a messenger RNA of Salvelinus sp. IW2-2015, 2486 nucleotides long. RefSeq names its product centrosomal AT-AC splicing factor (gene cenatac). The record is from RefSeq and is a predicted model, not a curated record. NCBI's taxonomy places the organism in Eukaryota, Metazoa, Chordata, Actinopteri, Salmoniformes, Salmonidae.
UAUCGAAUAAGAAUGAAGUUCAACGACAACUUGACCCGGAAGUGAUACAACGGUCUAAAUUAGCAUUUUGUGUACACACUAGUUCUUACUAAAGCUAUUGUAACUAGAUAUUUUAGUAAGAGCAUGGUGUGCAAUUAAACCUUAUCGAUCAAUGUAUGAUAAAUAGACGCAAUAUCUUGCACGAGACAGUGCAGGGAGAACUCGGUUAGCAAAUAAGCUACGGUAACGUAAUCUAGCUAGCUAGCCAGCCAGAUAAACAACCCUGCAUCAUCAGAUCAAUGCAUAUUUUGGGGAUGGAGUUGGUCUAACGUCUAGAAAACAAAGGGACGUGUCGAAAAUGGGUGCAUUUUACUGUGCGAUAUGUAGGCAAACAUCUUUCUCCGGAAAAGCACACAUCUUCGGGAAAAGUCACCAGAGCAAACUCAAAGUGGUCCUUGUUAAAUUCCUUGAGAAGGUGAAAGAAGCGCGUCGAACGAUAAAAAAUCCCCAGGUGGAGAGGUUCGAUUGCACUCAGCACAAACGCAAAUGUUGGUGUUACUGCUGCGGCCUCGAGGUGGAGAGAGACGUCACUGAUGGCGACAUCACUGUGUUGUUCGGGGGCUUGUUGGAACACAUGGCCAGGCCUGACCACAGGAAAAGCACCCACACAUUCUGGUGGGAGAACAAAGCUGACCCCAAACUGAGGGACAAGUUUAUAAUCACAGAAAAUGAAAUGGAGAGAUUUAAAACAGAGGUGGCAAAAGCUUUAGGCUCAUUUGAGGAGAAGGAGGAUGAGCUUAUCAAGCAGCAAGCCACUCAUAUCCGAGCUCAGGAACAGCAUCGCCAGGAGGUCCUUCAGUCUCUCAUAGAGCCUAAGGCAGAGCUGGAGCUAUCGAACACAGAGGGCCCUUGCAACUCAGUGGAUGAGGCUUCCAGUAGCUCUCACUUCAGGGCCCCUGGAUCCGAUGAGCAGGCCAGGUCUGGGCGGGUUGACCAAAUGGUGGCCAGGCAGUGGGCGGGCCCUGGACAGGGCCUGACCUUCAUUGGCUACCAGGAUUCUUCCAACAGUGGAAAUAUUCACACAGGAGCCAUCCCUCCAUGGUUACAGGAGGACUCCCAGGAGGGCAGGUCUGGGACAAUGGAGCAGGAGAUCGGUCCAUCACUCCAGGACUUCCUCAAACAGAAGGAGCAGGAGAAGCUGAAGAAACUCCCCCCUAACCGGGUGGGGGCCAACUUUGACCAUAGCUCCCAGACCGAUGCCAACUGGCUGCCCUCUUUCGGCCGGGUGUGGAACAGUGGACGCCGCUGGCAAUCCAGGCACCAGUUCAGAGAGGAAGAGGGACAGACCAACAGACAAAAGAGAAAGCGGGAUCAGGGAACAAAGAAACCCAAACCGCCUGAACAACAGUGACUAUAGUAUGCAUUGUACAUAGAAAUGUUACAGAACAAAGCAGUUAAAAAAAACAUGACAUUUGUUUGGAAACCAUGAAAAGCCUUUAUUUCAGGAUAUAAUGAACUAGGCUCAAUAGUAAAUUACCUUUAAAUGUCAAGCUCACUAUGCACGUUUCAGAUUUGAUUCCCGGCCAAUGUUUUUGGCACUUGUUUUGAAAUAAAAUAAUGAACUGGACUACAGCCACGCUCCUGUCUCUCACAUAUCUAUUGGAAUGUGGGGAGCGGCAUUAGCCGUUAAUUGGCGCUGGGUCUAUGAAAUACUGUCCUAGUGUCCUCUGGGUUCAAUGUAAAGCGUGUUUCCAGACUGGAACCCUGGGGCCUUAGCACCGACCCUGGUCCACUUGUCGGUCUUUGCACUUUAUUUCAUUAGAUGGCGUUCACCAUCCUUAAUCUUUGGGUUCAGGGGUUAUUAACCGGUCUGAACAUUAAUGAAAUAAAGUGCAAAGACUGACAAGUGGCCUAGGGUCAGUGCUAAGGCCCCAGUCUGGAAGCACGCUUUCCACUGAACCCAGGACACUCUCGGUAUUGCAUUUUAGCUGAAGUCAAGUUCAAAAAGAUGGCCGCGUAGAAGUCAAAUGUGAAAAUUGCAAAUAAAACUUGUCAUCACCAUUGUACAAAAAACAUCCAUUAAAUUAUUCAAGUAAUUUUUUUUUGUCACUCACAGCCAAAGAUACAUUUUAUAUUCAUCCACUGUCUAUAAUAUUUCUGGAUGAUGUGAUGAUGCCGUAAGUGCGCAAGUGUAAUCGGGUCUCUAUAAAACGGCAUGUGUGAACAUUACAAUGGACGCUGUCUCUAGUUCAAACAUUCACCUCAAUGGUCAGUACCACCGCCCCCCUAAACCAGGGAUCAUCAACUACAUUUUAUGUUGAGCAAUGGUCAGGGGGCCGGAACAUAAGCCCAAACAAAUAUUUCACAUGUGUAUAUGAUCACAUAUCUCUGCGCGUGGGAAUACUGUGUUUUCAGUCUUAUGUCCAACAAUAAAUAAUAUUUAGUUUUGCUCAAACUUGGGAGGGCCAAAUAAAAUCGGCAGUUGGGGAACCCUGCACUAAACAUUC